UGUGUGUGUGUGUGUGUGUGGAAGGGGAGGGAGGGAAGGUAGUCAGCAGAGAGAGAGAAAACAAGAGAACACCGGCAAGUGUUCAGUGCCGGCUGGUUGCUCCAUUAGUGAGGACGUGCCUUUCUGUCUCUCCCUCUAUUCUCUUCAUCUCUCUCUCUCCUCUCUCUCCUCUCUUUCUCUCUCUAUCCUCUCUCUCUCUCUGUCUGUCUGUCAUCAUCUACCGCUCCCAUGCAUUUUCCUCUCAUUGUGGUCUCUUGUUAUUUUUUUCGUGUAUGUGUGUGGGGGCUUUCUCGUGGACUAAGCAGGAAGACACACACACACACACACACGCAGACACACACACGCACACACACACACACAGACGGGAGAGAGAAUCAGAACGGAGGCUGCGUAGCUCCCCCCCGGUCCCCCUCCGUCUGCCUGGGGAGAGUCUCAGGCUGUGAGCCCACCGUCACCGGAACACAGCAGCAGCAGCAGCAGCAGCAGCAGCAGCAGCCGCGGAGGCAGCAACCGAUGGUCAUGGUGAAGGAGAAAGUGGCCCAUGCUCAGGAAUCCCACCAUCCCCCAGAGAAGCUUGUCAUCCGCUGCUAUAAGUGUGGCGAGCCAUGCAAGGGCGAGGUGCUCCGCGUGCAGUCCAAGCACUUCCACAUCAAGUGCUUCACAUGCAAAGUGUGUGGCUGCGACCUGGCCCAGGGUGGCUUCUUCAUGAAGAACGGCGAGUACCUGUGCACACUGGACUACCAGAGGCUGCAUGGCACGCGCUGUAACGGCUGUGGAGACUUCGUGGAGGGGGAGGUGGUGACGGCGCUGGGCAAGACCUACCACCCUGCCUGCUUCGUCUGCACCAUCUGCAAGCGUCCUUUCCCUGCGGGGGACCGGGUCACCUUCAAUGGGAAGGACUGUCUGUGCCAGCGGUGUGUGCAACCCAUGUCCCCCACGCCCAAAGACAUCAGCGCCUCCAGCAACUGUGCGGGCUGUGGCCGGGACAUUAAGAAUGGUCAGGCUCUGCUGGCGCUGGACAGACAGUGGCACCUGGGCUGCUUCAAGUGCAAAGCCUGUGGGAAGGUGCUGAGUGGAGAGUACAUCAGCAAGGAUGGCGCCCCCUACUGUGAGAAGGACUAUCAGAUCCACUUUGGCGUGCAGUGUGAAGCCUGCCAGCAGUACAUCACAGGGAAAGUUCUAGAGGCAGGCGAUAAACACUACCACCCCAGCUGUGCACGAUGCAGCCGCUGCAACCAGAUGUUCACGGAGGGAGAGGAGAUGUACCUACAAGGCUCAACAGUAUGGCAUCCAGACUGUAAGAACAGUAGCAGAGCUGAGGAGAAGUACAGGGCAAUCCGUCGGUCUCCGGGGAAGCCCACCCCUUUCGAUAUCUUUUUCCCCCAGUCCCAGACCCAGUCUUCCAGCCAAGCCUCUAAGAGCAGGCCUGAGCUCCUUCCUCCCUCUGUAAGCUCCCUCCACCAAUCAGAAAGGCAGCCCACCCGGUCGUCGUCGGAGAGCAUCUGCUCGCGGCCCGGCUCCAGCAUCCAGGGCUCUCCGGGCCACACCAUCUAUGCAAAAGUAGACAAUGAGAUCAUUGAUUACAGGGAUCUAGCUGCCAUCCCCAGAGUCAAGGCAAUUUAUGAUAUAGAGCGCCCCGACAUGAUCUCCUACGAGUCCCUCCACUCCAACUCCUCCACCCUGGACCACAGACAGGGCAGGCAAAGCCCAGGAGAGCCCUUGUGUCGACAGCCUUUGAUAUCCAGACGGCUGCGUUCUCCCUUACCGGACCUGCGCCCAAUAAGUGCUGGAUGUGACAGCUCCCCCAUGGCCCAAGAAACUAACCUGUCUCGACAGCCCUCCCCAGCACUGACAUCUCCCAGGACGUUGUCUCCCACCCCCUCUGCUGAGGGUUGCUAUGAUAUGAGGGAACGGAUCAUGCAGCGGUCGACCAGUCAGGGCUCUAUUGGGUCGCCAGUGUAUAACCGGCACAGCUACACGCCCACUGUGUCGCGUUCGCCCCAGCACUUCCACAGACCAGGAAUGCUGAAACUCUGUUCUUCUUUGCGCUCCGGUCCCAAUGACACCCGCCCCACUUCCCCUUUUCGACAUCACUUCCUCCCCCAUAACAAAGAAUCUUUCUGCAUAGGCACUGAGCCGUCCAGCGGCCGGAGUUCCCCCCUCUCCUCUCGGCCGGCCACUCCGACACACCCAUUGACCCCCAAACAUUUCCACAUCCCAGAACAAGGAAUGAACAUGUACAGGAAGCCUCCAAUCUACAAACAGCAUGAUCCAGCUGCCAUGGCAGCCCAAAGCAAGUCCUCCGAAGAUAUCAUCAAAUCGGCCAAGUUCCCCGCUGCUCACGCCCCGCGGCCCAACGAAACGCCAAAGAUUGAGACUGACUACUGGCCCUGCCCUCCCUCCCUGGCUGCCCUAGGAUCAGAUGGGCGGAGUCGUUCAAGAGACGAUGAAGAGGAGGAGAUGCUAAAACGCAGACAGAUUCAGGAAGAGCAUCUCAGCAAGAUCCAGUCUGGCCUGGGCAAGCUCAUCCUGAAGGAGGAGAUGGAGCGUGAGCAGAACAGGGAGAGAUACAGCUACACCACUCCUCGCUACAACCAGCAGUUCACCAACUGCACCGCAGAUCCAAGCUCGCCAACCACCAAGACCUCAUCACUGCCUGGGUACGGACGAAACGGCAUGCACCGGCCUCAGUCCACAGAGCUCACUCAGUAUAACAGCUAUGGGGACGUCUGCGGAGGUGUGAGGGAUUUUAAGCCAAUCCCUGAUGGCCAGACUUCCAACAGAUUGGACAGGGGAGUGUCUAUGCCUAAUAUGUUGGAAUCAAAAGUGUACCCAUAUGAAAUGCUCACUGUCACCAACAGAGGGCGAGCAAAGCUACCCAGGGACGUGGACCGGACCCGGCUGGAGCGCCAUUUGUCCCCUGAGGUGUUCUUUGACAUCUUCGGGAUGCAGAUUCAGGAAUUCGACAGACUUCCCCUUUGGAAGCGCAACGACAUGAAGAAGAAAGCCAAGCUCUUCUAGUCACCUGUCCCUGCAUGUUUUUAUUUUCAUUUUUUUUAUUUAUCAUUCACCCCAGUAAUAAUAAUACUAUUAAUAAUGCAUCAUUACAUGUAGUCUUCUGAUUUUCUGAUUUUAAUUUGCUCCAAUAGAGGGAGGGUUGUUGCAUACAUACAGACAUGUUGUAAACAAAAAACUUCUCUCAUUUUAUUUUGGUUUUGGAAGAGAAGAUUAUAAAUCAUACAUAAGCUUUUGUACCCCUCCCUCCUUCAGGAUGUAGACAUAUGUUUGCAAUGUUUGUUUUAUUAUUUUUUAUGUUAGAAUAUAUACAUUAUCUUAAAGAUAAUCAGUGAAUCCCUUGUUUGGAGAGGGAAGGUGGUAGAGCCUGCAGGACUCUGUUGACCUCUGCACUUGUUUAGCGACGUCCCCGAGCGAAGUCUGAUCCUUCAUUCCCUCCUGCUCUCUUUUCGCGCCCCCUCCACUACCCCCCGCCCCCUCGUACCUGCCCCUUUCCCAUAAACUGGGGGGCUGUAAUCCGGUAAAGCUGAGGGAGGCCUGUGGGGGUCCCCCUGUUAAGCUGCUGUUGAGGCGCGACGGGCGGACGAGUUUCAGGAGGACCACCUGCCGCUCGCCAGGGCCUAACGAGUCCCCUUGAUGUGAGUUAACGGGGGGAAGUGGCCACGGUCGCUCCAUCUUCGCAUGUGUUUGUGUGUGUGUGUGUUUGUUUGUGUUUGUUUAUGUUUGUUGUGUGUGUGUGUGUGUGUGUGUGUGUGUGUGUGUGAGCACCAGGGCACCGGGGAAGCCCUCAAGGGCCAUCCGGGCCCAGAGAUUCUACAAGGCAUUAAGAGAACUGUACACACACACACACACACACACACACACAGUCUUUCCUCCACCUCAUGUGUCUUCUGUUCCUUAAAGAAGCUAUUACGGUUGCCCCCCCCAAACCCUUCUCUGGCCAAAAGAGCUAGUGAGACAAUGGGACUACUUUUUUAAACCCAUACACUACUUCCAAUCCUAGCACUGCCCCCUCAUUCAUUUUCCACAUCACAACUUUAUGUUUUGUUUGGUCUUCAGAUGAAGUGUUGGCUAAUUUUCAGGAAUUCAAUUACUGUGGGGGUUCUACCACUAGAGAGCAGGCUUGUGUUGCAUCAGAAUGAAUGAAAAAGAGGUUGCCACUGAAUUUUGAACGCCACUUUUCCAUGUCACCCUUCUCUCUCCCUCUUCCUCUCUUCCCUACAUCCUUUACUAACAUAUUUCUUUGUUGUUGCUUUCUGUCUUUUUUGAGUCUGACAAUCCACACUUUUUUUUUGUUUGUUUGACCGCUCUCCGGUCCUACCUUGCAAUAUAUCCCAUUAUUAUCUCCAACAGCAUAUCACUUUGAAUAAAGCUCAGAUUUGAGAAAAUAUUUGCAUUUGAUAUGACUUGCAUUUUGUAAACGUUUUGAGACUUUGAAACUGCCACUGUGUUGCGGUGGGGUGGGGCUGUAUGUAGUAACAUAAACAUGAAAUGAAAUAGAAGAGGGGAAAGUGUCAAAAUAAAAGUCAUUUCCAGAACCUCAGGCAUGCGGUGAGCCAAUACCAUGAUCUGUUAUUGGGCAGAUAGUCUGGUUUGCACCAAUCAGCGACACUGGUUUGUUUUUUUUUUUCAAGUGAAGUCAUAACCCUGAGAUGUCAGGGUCUUGGCGUUGGUACAGCACCUCAAAUACCCAUGCUAGCUUUGUGUAGUGCCUAUAGGUGUACAAACCGCCCAGGGCUCAACCAUUGUGUCAACGCUGGCUAGGGUGUGUAGUCUUAAGUAUAAAUGUUUCAAUUCUCCAUGUGUUGACCUAAUCUGUGUGUGCUAAAUGUGGUCAGCAUUACAUUAACAGAAACAUCUAGAAACUUCAGAUAAUGUUUUACAGUACAGAUCAAACACUAUAACAAUGCCAACAGCAUAUUGUAGGAGCUGGCUGGUGAUGUGAAGUAGAAGUAUCUAACUGAAUGGCCAUACGGGAGGAAAUGGAUUUCUGAAGGACAAGGAGAACAGUAGCUCAAAGAUAAGACAAAGCUGCCUGCAUGUAUUUUCCAUGACAGAGGAUAUGAGCUAACCGGGGAGAAUGUGAUUUUUCUUUUGUAAUUCUUCCAAGAUAAAAAAAUGUAGAUUUUGAGAUGACGCCGUACUAGAAAACUACUACUACAACCCCCCACCUUGUAUACUGUGUCACUUUAAAACAAAUGGGAAUGAGAGAGCAUUUUGAUAUCCAAUCUUUGUUCCUCACCUUUUUCUCGGUCUUUUGAAGGAAAAGACUUGAUGGCAAUGAUGUAUUUGCGUGACAGCGUAAUAAAACACUGCUUCAAACAUUCA
This is a messenger RNA of Alosa alosa (allis shad), 5343 nucleotides long. RefSeq names its product actin binding LIM protein 1b (gene ablim1b). Gene Ontology annotation, molecular function: actin filament binding. The record is from RefSeq and is a predicted model, not a curated record. Bases 229 to 3021 code for a protein of 930 amino acids. The transcript has 30 exons. Gene Ontology annotation, cellular component: stress fiber; actin cytoskeleton. Lineage: Eukaryota; Metazoa; Chordata; Actinopteri; Clupeiformes; Clupeidae. Gene Ontology annotation, biological process: lamellipodium assembly; cytoskeleton organization; cilium assembly.